This is a messenger RNA of Dama dama (fallow deer), 7336 nucleotides long. It is a transcript of the gene ANKRD44, whose product is annotated as ankyrin repeat domain 44. Bases 19 to 3300 code for a protein of 1093 amino acids. Lineage: Eukaryota; Metazoa; Chordata; Mammalia; Artiodactyla; Cervidae. Gene Ontology annotation, molecular function: protein binding. The record is from RefSeq and is a predicted model, not a curated record. The transcript has 29 exons.
GCGAGACAGCGCGCGGUGAUGUCAGUGGCGGCCCGGCUGGCAGCAGCCGUCCCUUCCGCUUCCCCGGCUCCUGGCGUGACAUCUGCGGGCCGGGGACCUGUAUGUGUGUGCGCGCGAAGGAGCGGAAGAAUGGCCGUGCUCAAACUCACCGACCAGCCACCACUGGUCCAAGCAAUCUUCAGCGGUGAUCCAGAGGAGAUACGGAUGCUCAUCCACAAAACAGAAGAUGUGAAUGCUCUGGAUUCUGAGAAGCGAACCCCACUUCACGUGGCUGCGUUUCUGGGAGAUGCAGAGAUAAUUGAACUCCUGAUUCUGUCAGGAGCUCGUGUGAAUGCCAAGGACAACAUGUGGCUGACCCCGCUGCACCGGGCUGUCGCCUCCAGGAGUGAGGAAGCAGUACAAGUAUUGAUUAAGCACUCAGCUGAUGUCAACGCAAGGGACAAGAACUGGCAGACCCCGCUCCACGUGGCGGCGGCCAAUAAAGCUGUUAAGUGCGCAGAAGUCAUCAUUCCGCUGCUCAGCAGCGUCAACGUCUCCGACCGGGGGGGACGCACAGCCUUGCACCAUGCUGCUCUCAAUGGCCAUGUGGAAAUGGUCAAUUUACUGUUGGCUAAAGGGGCAAACAUCAAUGCGUUUGACAAGAAGGAUCGCCGUGCUCUGCACUGGGCCGCUUACAUGGGCCACCUGGACGUCGUGGCGUUGCUGGUUAACCAUGGUGCAGAAGUCACGUGUAAGGACAAGAAGGGCUAUACGCCUCUGCACGCCGCAGCCUCCAACGGACAGAUCAAUGUUGUCAAGCAUCUUCUGAAUCUGGGGGUGGAGAUCGAUGAAAUCAACGUGUAUGGAAACACAGCCCUCCACCUGGCCUGCUACAAUGGGCAGGAUGCUGUAGUCAACGAGCUGACGGACUACGGUGCUAACGUGAACCAGCCCAACAACGGCGGCUUCACCCCGCUGCACUUUGCUGCUGCCUCCACGCACGGUGCUCUGUGUCUUGAACUGUUAGUAAACAACGGGGCGGAUGUUAACAUCCAGAGCAAAGAUGGUAAAAGUCCACUUCACAUGACAGCCGUCCACGGAAGGUUCACACGGUCGCAGACCCUCAUUCAGAAUGGAGGUGAAAUUGACUGUGUGGAUAAGGAUGGUAACACCCCUCUUCACGUGGCUGCAAGAUACGGCCAUGAGCUUUUGAUUAACACCUUAAUAACCAGUGGAGCUGACACAGCCAAGUGUGGAAUCCAUAGCAUGUUCCCCUUACAUUUAGCUGCCCUCAAUGCUCACUCUGACUGCUGCAGAAAGUUACUGUCCUCGGGCUUUGAAAUAGACACCCCAGAUAAAUUUGGAAGAACGUGCCUUCAUGCUGCUGCUGCAGGAGGUAAUGUGGAAUGUAUAAAACUCUUGCAAAGCAGUGGAGCAGAUUUCCAUAAAAAGGACAAGUGUGGGAGGACUCCUCUGCACUAUGCAGCUGCAAAUUGUCAUUUCCACUGUAUUGAGACGUUAGUGACCACAGGGGCCAGUGUGAAUGAAACGGAUGACUGGGGCCGCACCGCUUUGCACUAUGCUGCUGCGUCAGACGUGGACAGAAAUAAGACUAUCUUAGGAAAUGCCCAUGAAAAUUCGGAAGAACCUGAAAGAGCCAGAGAGCUGAAGGAAAAGGAAGCUGCAUUAUGUCUAGAAUUUCUGCUUCAACAUGAUGCAAAUCCAUCUAUCCGGGACAAGGAAGGCUACAAUAGCAUACAUUAUGCUGCUGCCUAUGGCCACAGACAGUGUCUGGAAUUGCUUUUGGAAAGAACCAACAGUGUUUUUGAAGAGUCAGAUUCCGGUGCUACGAAGAGUCCGCUCCAUUUAGCUGCCUACAACGGCCACCACCAGGCCUUGGAAGUCCUUCUGCAGUCGCUGGUAGACCUGGACAUCAGGGAUGAGAAAGGCCGCACGGCGCUGGAUCUGGCUGCCUUUAAGGGACAUACGGAGUGUGUGGAAGCACUUAUCAACCAGGGUGCAUCCAUCUUUGUGAAAGACAAUGUAACCAAAAGAACCCCACUUCAUGCCUCAGUAAUUAAUGGUCACACGCUGUGUACGCGGCUAUUACUAGAAAUUGCAGACAACCCAGAAGUGGUUGACGUGAAAGAUGCCAAAGGACAAACCCCACUAAUGCUUGCAGUAGCAUAUGGACACAGUGAUGCUGUCUCAUUGUUACUUGAAAAGGAAGCAAAUGUCGAUGCUGUGGACAUCAUGGGCUGCACAGCUUUACACAGAGGGAUUAUGACGGGACAUGAGGAAUGUGUGCAAAUGCUGCUGGAACAAGAAGUGUCGAUUCUGUGUAAAGACUCCAGAGGGAGGACACCCUUGCACUAUGCGGCUGCUCGUGGCCAUGCCACAUGGCUGAGUGAGCUGCUCCAGAUGGCACUUUCCGAGGAGGACUAUUCUUUCAAAGACAACCAAGGCUACACGCCACUGCACUGGGCUUGUUACAAUGGUAAUGAAAACUGUAUAGAGGUACUUUUGGAGCAGAAAUGUUUUCGAACAUUUAUCGGUAAUCCUUUCACUCCGCUGCACUGUGCAAUAAUAAAUGAUCAUGAGAAUUGUGCAUCACUGUUACUCGGGGCCAUAGAUUCCAGUAUUGUCAAUUGUAGAGAUGACAAAGGCAGGACACCACUUCAUGCAGCAGCAUUUGCUGAUCACGUGGAGUGCUUGCAGCUUCUUCUGAGACACGGUGCUCAAGUGAACGCGGCAGACAAUUCAGGGAAAACACCGCUGAUGAUGGCUGCUGAGAACGGGCAGGCUGGUGCUGUGGAUAUUUUGGUGAACAGCGCCCAGGCUGACCUGACUGUAAAGGAUAAGGACUUGAACACAUCCUUACAUUUGGCUAGUAGUAAAGGUCAUGAAAAAUGUGCCUUGCUAAUACUUGACAAGAUACAAGAUGAGAGCCUUAUUAAUGCAAAAAACAAUGCACUGCAGACACCCCUCCAUGUGGCCGCACGCAAUGGCUUGAAAGUGGUCGUUGAGGAGUUGCUGGCCAAAGGGGCUUGUGUACUUGCUGUAGAUGAAAAUGGUCAUACCCCGGCCCUGGCUUGCGCUCCUAACAAAGACGUGGCUGACUGCCUGGCCCUCAUUCUGGCUACCAUGAUGACUUUUUCUCCUUCCAGUACAAUGACGGCUGUCAACUUCGUUUGUUUUAAAAAAGACAGUUUGAGCAGGACCACUCUCUCCAACCUGGGUAGCAUGGUUAGCCUGUGCAGUAACAAUGUAGGCUCUGAGGAUGGGUACAAUGAAAAUGAUUCUGAUUCGGAAACUUUCUGACUUUGGACUGUAGAAGCUUUUCCUUGGUCACCCAUGUUGGAGGAAGGGAACAAAGCUUGAAUUCCAGAUUUGUGUUGUGUUCAAGUGUUAUUAUGGGCCCGAGCUUCCAGAAGCCAGUAGAGAAGGGAUUAAUCAAGCCCAGGGAAGGCAGCUAGGCUGUAGGCAAAGCUCUCACAUAGCUGGGCCUUGACUUUGCUUUGCUUCAUGUUUUCCUUAGAGCUGAGAUACUUCUGUGAAAGUCUACCUCUCAUUUUAAAUAUGGAAUUUUAAAAAAGCAUUUAAUUCUUUUUCUUUGGGCAUAAUGCAACAGAGAGGGAGAUUUUUUUUUUACUUUUCAUGUACUCAGCAGUGAGUUCUCAAAAGUGUAUCAAUGUGACAUUCAUGUCCCCAAGGAAGGGAGGGAAGGGCUGGAUAGGAGAUGCCUCAAACCUCUGCUCAAUUUGAUGUUUACUUCCUUACUAGAAGCCAAAGGUAGAGGUGUUCAUCUUCAGAAGUAACGCCUAUAAUAAUCUUUUUUAAGGGAGUCCAAUUAUUCAUAGGCUUCCCAGGUGGCGCUAGUGGUAUCCUCUCUACAGUAAGUACUUAAAUAUCCAGAACUUCUUUUUGAGGAUUUUUUUUUUAAGUUGCCAAAUGAAGGGGAAAAUCCACUGAAAACUGAACUUGCUUUUCUCAUUUAACAAAAAUGUGGAACCCAGUGCUCCCUGUAACAAGCCUGUGACUAAUUUUCACCAAAUGAUUGAACACGAAUCCCUUCAAUAACAUUUCAGGUGAAAAUUAUAUUGCACCGAAACUUUGAGAUAUAUGCAAAUAUGAAAUUACCCUUGAUUAAUUUGUCUGUAAAUCAAAAUACUAACUUUAUUAAAAACAUAAGAGCCAUCAGUAUUGUUCAUCGGUAGUGAAAUGUUAAAUGAGCUUUUCGGUCAAAGUCAUGCUCAGUGAAUGGAAGUGUGACUCCAAAAGAGAACAAAGUGAAAGCGCGAUGUAGAAAUGGGUGAAAUGGAAAUUAAAGCCGAUUAAAUUGGUUCAUGAUGAAAUCAUCGUAGUGAACACUGUGUCUGCUCCCUCUCCUCUGCCAAAGCUUCUAGGUCAAAUGGACCCCGCUCUGCACCCGGAAUAGCUGUACAGAAAGAAGAAUGAGACUUUAAAUUAUGCACAUACACAUGCACAUGUAUAUGUAUGUAUUUAUCUAUGUCUGUAGUUCAUCAGCCAGCUAUACACGAGGACCAAAAUGCUUCAGUCUAAAAUUGAAGAUUUAAAUUGUUUUCCUUCGAAGUGGAAGUAAGAACUGAAAUAGCUUUUCUAUGGAGUUAAAAUGUAAUCUUUUUGCGUAAGUCUUUACUGUAUUUUAUAUUUCUUAUGACACAAAUUUCUAGCUGAUGGCUUAACAUUUGUAACUAAUAAUGUGUUUACCACAGCUUAAUUUUUUGCCAAACUAGAGAAAAUGUUCAUAUACUUUGAUGUAUAUGUGUUUGUAUUUAUUUGAAAUGAAACAAAUGCCGAGGAAAUAUCCAUUGUUUAUUCUCUGUUUUAAUUCCUACUUGUCUUACUUGGAAUAAUGAGGAAGCCGGAAAAUAUACAGAACUUUCCCUGGGCUGGCCUGCAGUCCUGAGGGUAAGCCCAGAAAUUCCACUGCUACGGCUUCCAGUCGACCCUCAGGUUCUUCCACGUCGGUUGAAAAAAGGUACAACGUCCAUGACUCAGCCUUUGUGUAGCCAGCUCAGAGCUUAGAAUACACUGCAGUCCUUAUGCUUUUCUUCGAGAUGAAAACUGAAGUGUGUAGUGGGUCAUGUGCACAAAGAGGGCCCAAAGAAAGAUGCAGAAAUUAUCCUGAAUAUGCUGAAAAUCUCAUGGUCCCAGCAACCAAAUGGGAAACUCUGUCAGUGUGUGGGCACAUGUACCAAGAAGAGAAAUAAAAAUCACCAGCUCCUGCUAUUUUCUACUUGAGGAAGAGACGGGAAAGAAACAUAUUGCGUUAGAGUACUGCUCUCCAAUAUUUUACAAUGGGUUCCAUUUUCACUCUGGAAAUUUCUAUCUUAAUGUAUGUGAGAUAUUUUUUAAACAGUGUCCUAACAUACCUGGAUUAAAUACAGAUACCAUACUAUGUAUUUCAUUUAACUGUAAAAGUCUCCACUCUGUAAUAUUCUGGAUUUUAUUAAAAACUCAUGUUGGGUUCUUCACAAAUGAGAACUUGCUCAAAGGACUUACAAGAACUGGUAUUAAUUUCAUUGAAGCCUUUUGUUUCACCACUGACAUUGUGUCUUUUUUAAUUCUUGGUGUUGUGUUCCCCUCCUUUCUCUGUCCUUUUUGUCUGCUUGGAGAAGAUGAGUUUUAAAAAAGUGGAUAAAUUGCUAAUGAGCAAUAAAUGACCUUACCUUUACCAAAACCCUGAAAGUAAGGGAGCUCUAACGCUGCAGAAACGUGAUAUAUUGUGGAGUCUUUUUCCAGAAGUGAAUGGAAAUCUUGCUCAGUUGGCCUUGAAAGCAGGAAAUGCGAUGCCUGCUUUAAUGGUGAAGCAGCGUUACCAUUUCUCCUGUAGAGUAGCGCAGAGAACAAGAAAUACUGCGGCAAGGCGGUGACAGCCGGGCGACAUCUCUGUGGAGCUGCGUCCUGACUUUCCCUGCUCUCGCUGCCGGAAAGGAGGAGGACAAAAGAACAAAAUGAAAUCAUGCCGUGAAUUGUUUAUUGAAUCUCUCUCCACCACUCUCUUUUUCUUUCUCCCUCUUCCCAAGACCAAAUUUUUUCCCUUAAGAAACGACUUUAAAAACUGAGUUCUCUGUUUUUCACUUAACAUCUCUUAGAAAACUAGAUUUGCCACAUUGCUUUCUAAGAAAAACAAAGACAGAAGACAUUGUGCUUUUAAUUGAGUCUUGAUUGUUUUGUGCUUUUACCUAAAUAUGUUAUUUUUAGACUGUAUUUUAACCACAGCCACAGGGAUCAUGUUUCAUUGCACUUACACCUAUUUGCCAUGUCUGCCUAUCCUUGGUAAAUACAUUACUAUCUCCAAAUUGCCUAAAAUCUGCUAUGAUUCUACAGUAAAUAGCUCAGGGGAUUUCUAUUUAUCACUAAUAAAAGGGCACCAUAGUAUGUUUUGGUACUUUAGGCAGUAAACAGCUGCUUGGUUUAUUAUUUUAUUAUUAAAUUAGGACAAGAACAUCAAAUGGACUUGCUGCACUAGUAAUUCUUUGUACUGUUGAGCAACUUGGUUUGCUUAUCUGUUGUGUUGGUUGAAGAACCCAUCCCUUUUUUUUGUCUUGUGAUAUGAAGUUAGAGUGCCUUUUUAUAUUUGUAUAUUCUGAAAAUAUUCUGUGAAAUGUUUUGUAUUUUUUUUCAUUUGAGUGUUAUCAGAGCAAUAUAAUACCAGUGAGUUUUCAUUUCAGCCUUUCUUUGAAUGUAUAAAGUGUCUUUUUUCCUCUUUCCCCUUUUACCUGCUUUGAAAUGAAAAUGAAGAUGCUGAAGUUUUCUAUAGGAAAUAUGUUUGAUUUUGCAGUGCUAAAAUGCUUUCUUUUUACAAAACCAUAAACCAUAGGUCAGUGUUAUAGGGGAAGAGCGUUUUAAGAUAGUGACAAUCUGAGUGUGUGUAUAAAAUGUAAUUCUAUGCGUUUCUUUAUGCAGUGACCUAAAAAUUCAAUGCAAAAAUAUCUUUUGUUUGGUAGUUUUGUCUAUAUAUUUUAUGCUUUAGCAUGUGCAAUAUAUCUUUGCAAAGCGUGAUGAUACAAAUCUGGUGCCAGUGUUAUAUUUUGCAUAACAUAUUUCUAACAGCAUAAAAUACUGUUUGAUGAUUUCAGUGGGAUUUUGUCUGUAAUGUUUUCUUAUGAAAAUUGGAGUUGAAUGACUCUGGUAAAUGCCAUGACUAUAAAAAUGAGGAAAUGACUUUUAGUUCAGUGAAUGACUUUGAACCAAUUGGAAUCUUCUCAAGCACAGUUUAAUACUUUUUCAACUACUGAAUGCUAAUCAUGUCAUGAAGUACUUAACUGUAAUAUACUAUGGAAAUGCAUUCAGAUGGUUAUUUUUCCAAAUAAAAGCGGUACAAAUAUUA